AUGGCUCUCCGGCGCAGCGCCGGAUCCCUCGCGCUCCGCGCCGCCGCCGCCGCCUACCUCCGCCGACACCGUCCCCAUCCUCCUCCCCCACUGGCCCUCGCCGCCCCCGCUCCCACUCCCAUACGCCGCCCGCUCGCCCCGCACUGCCGGCACUUCGCCGCUCCGCCAGGUACUCAGGUCAACAGGAAGCGAGGCAAGGAGGAGGACGAAGGCCACCGCAUGAACAACGCCAUCACCGCUCCCUUCGUCAGGCUUGUCACGGAUGAAAGCCACAACGUUGUCCCCCGGCAUGAAGCCCUCCAGCUUGCGAGCAGGAUGGACAUGGACUUGGUUGAGGUCGACAGAAAAUCAGACCCUCCUGUAUGCAAAAUCAUGGAUUUUCACAAAGAGAAGUAUAAGAAAGAAACCAAGGAGAAAGAACGCUUGAAAACCAAGUCUGCUAUCGUCUUGCGUGGAGGGGAGAACAAAGAAGUGCGAUUUAAAGGGAAAACUGAACUAAAAGAUUUGAUGGUGAAAGCAGAUGGGAUUACCAGAUUAAUGGAGCGAGGUUACAGGGUGAAGUGCAUGGCCAUGCCCUCAGGUAAUGAAGGAGAAGAUUUAGGAACACCACUAUCUCGGUUGUUAGGACUUAUACAAGAUGUGUGCAUUGUUGAAAGUGGGCCGCACUUGGACUCGAAGCAUGCAUAUGUUAUUGUCAGGCAUGUGAAGUUUGCAACAAAGAAAGGUGGGAAGAAAGCUAGCCAGGCCAUGGAAGAAUCAGGAAAAGAGGGGCAGGAUAGAGAAUUUAAAAGGGGGUUCAAUAGGUCAAAACCCAACCCAGGGGCUGGGGGAAACAGAAUUAAUCCUGGCCAGUGGGGACCACAGGCAACUGAACGCGGACUUGGCUACAAGGAUGUACCUGGCAUGGAAAAGCGAGAGAGUAAUGUGCAAGAUCAGGGUCCUGUUGAAACCAACAGAUACGCUGCUCGGAGGCAGCCAAUAAGAGGAGACAACAACCGAGGUUUCAACCAAGGAAGACCCCCUCAAGAUGAUAGAAGGAAUGAAAACGGAGGCCGUUAUGACAACCAGAGACCUCUGGAACCGCAGCAUAACCGACCACUACCAAGGUUCAACCAAGGUGGAUUGCCACAAGAUCCAAGGAACGAAAGGAGAGGUCCUUUUCCACUGAAUAACAACCAAAGGCAACCAGCAGGUGGUGGUGAUCCUAAUCGAGCAAGCAAGAGUUUUGGGAUCUUCAGUAGUACUCAGAAAUCUGGAUCAUCUGAGCAGAGGAAGUCGGAUGGUACUAGUAAGCCUGGAAAUACUGACUCGCCUAAAAACUUUGGGAUUUUUAGUUCUAGGAAAUGA
Molecule: messenger RNA, 1347 nt
Organism: Miscanthus lutarioriparius
Lineage: Eukaryota; Viridiplantae; Streptophyta; Magnoliopsida; Poales; Poaceae
Source: the annotation of a GenBank genome assembly